Molecule: messenger RNA, 3507 nt
Organism: Apodemus sylvaticus (European woodmouse)
Lineage: Eukaryota; Metazoa; Chordata; Mammalia; Rodentia; Muridae
Gene: Wnt4
Product: Wnt family member 4
Exons: 5
Coding region: 203-1258 (351 amino acids)
Biological process (GO): multicellular organism development; neuron differentiation; canonical Wnt signaling pathway
Cellular component (GO): extracellular region
Molecular function (GO): frizzled binding; cytokine activity
Source: RefSeq, a predicted model, not a curated record
CGCCGCAUCCCGGCUCUGGGGCGGCGCUGACAGUCGGGUCCGCCGGGCAGCGGGCGCAGCAGCGGGCGGCGCGGCCGGCUGCUCGGAGGCUGAGCCCCGCCGCGCGCCCCGGCCCGGCGCCCCAGCCCGUCCGCGCGGCGCCCACCUGCCGCCCCGACGGGAGCCUUGCGGCCGCUGCCCGGGGCCGGGCGCCCACGGCACCAUGAGCCCCCGUUCGUGCCUGCGGUCCCUGCGACUCCUGGUCUUCGCCGUGUUCUCGGCCGCCGCGAGCAACUGGCUGUACCUGGCCAAGCUGUCCUCAGUGGGCAGCAUCUCUGAAGAGGAGACGUGUGAGAAGCUCAAAGGCCUGAUCCAGAGGCAGGUGCAGAUGUGCAAACGGAACCUCGAGGUGAUGGACUCCGUGCGCCGUGGGGCCCAGCUGGCCAUCGAGGAGUGCCAAUACCAGUUCCGGAAUCGGCGCUGGAACUGUUCCACACUGGACUCCCUGCCUGUCUUUGGGAAGGUGGUGACACAAGGGACCCGGGAGGCGGCCUUUGUGUAUGCCAUCUCUUCAGCAGGUGUGGCCUUUGCAGUGACAAGGGCAUGCAGCAGUGGAGAGCUGGAAAAGUGUGGCUGUGAUCGGACAGUGCACGGGGUCAGCCCACAGGGCUUCCAGUGGUCGGGAUGCUCGGACAACAUCGCCUAUGGUGUGGCCUUCUCACAGUCCUUUGUGGACGUCCGGGAGAGGAGCAAGGGGGCCUCCUCCAGCCGGGCUCUCAUGAACCUUCACAACAACGAGGCUGGCAGGAAGGCCAUCUUGUCACACAUGCGGGUGGAGUGCAAGUGUCACGGGGUAUCCGGCUCCUGUGAGGUGAAGACGUGCUGGCGAGCUGUGCCGCCCUUCCGCCAGGUCGGCCACGCCCUAAAGGAGAAGUUUGACGGCGCCACGGAGGUGGAGCCACGACGCGUAGGCUCCUCCCGGGCACUAGUACCACGAAAUGCACAGUUCAAGCCACACACGGAUGAGGACCUGGUAUACCUGGAGCCCAGUCCAGACUUCUGUGAGCAGGACAUACGCAGUGGCGUGCUGGGCACGAGGGGCCGCACGUGUAACAAGACGUCUAAGGCCAUUGACGGCUGUGAGCUGCUGUGCUGUGGCCGCGGCUUCCACACGGCACAAGUGGAGCUGGCUGAGCGCUGCGGCUGCAGGUUUCACUGGUGCUGCUUUGUCAAGUGCCGGCAGUGCCAGCGGCUCGUGGAGAUGCACACGUGCCGGUGACCGUGCCCGUCUGUACCCAGGACCACCUGCGUGGCCUAGGGAAGGCCAAGAACUUUAAACAGUCUCCCACCACCUACCCCAAAAGAUACUGGUUGUAUUUUUUGUUUUGGUUUGGUUUUUGGGUCCUCAAGUUAUUUAUUGCCAAAAAAUAGGCAGGCAACCCCAAGGGCACCAACAAGGGCCUCCCCAAGCCUGGGCCUUUGUGUGUGGCUGCCACUGACCAAAGGGACUUUGUUUAUGCCUCUGGCUCUCCACACUGACCAUGGCUGACUACUCAGCUCUUGUCAAGUGUCCAAUUUUCUACAUGUAGACUAAAAGGUAGGUACUAAGGAGUGGCUGUAGACCCCACCAUCCAGAGAAACAGAUGGUCCAGCGGCAGGGAUGGCAGGUUCCAUCUUGGUGGAGUUUAUUUAACCUUCAGCAAAGGAGCUUGCCCCUCUCCACCCCACAUAUACACAGGGGCUGCUAAUAACCCGGUCUCCUAAGGUUCCUAGAGAGGGAUGGACAGAUAGAUAUCAGGUUGAAGGCUAAGGGCUUGAGGCCCUCACGUGAGCAGCUAGGUUCCAGGCAAGCACAGGUAAGUAAAGACAAGAAUGCCUACGUGAGGCCAGCGCCUCAGUCUCCUCCUAGGCAGGGUCAGACCUUCCUUCAUCUUGGAUCAGGUCCUAGCUUGGGCCUGGCGAGUCACACACCCCGCCCCCUGUUGUGAGUCACCCUCACAGUUUUGUCCUCUGUGAAGCUGAGAAUGGAAAUGUCACACAGACAGGAAAGGCCUGUGCAAAGAGAUCCCACCCUCAACAAAACCUACUGGGCAAACACGAUGCGAUGCCCCUGGCCCUGUCCUGGGGACAAACAUAGAUGCCCGUGCCCUCUUUACAGCAGGUAGUGAUGCCUGCCAGCCCCACAAGGCCUUAGCAGAGGCAGAGUCGGGCUUCUCCUUGGGCCUGAGCAAUGGGCGAGGGGCUCUGGCUAUAAUAAAAGGCACAGGGAGGUAUGGUGGCAGGAGCCAGAGACCACAGGCUGGGCUGGAGGCCACAUGGCUGCAAAGGACUAAGAGGCUGAGCAAAGAGGGGGAACAGCUGGAGGGCUAAUUAGGUCUCAGAAUCCAAGGCACCUCCACCCCCAGGACCCUGGGUCUCCAAGGCCUUGAGUACAGUAAGGACAAAUUCCAAGGGACAGCUUCCGUACCUGGUGCACCAGCCAAACUGUCAAGAGCCUACCCAAUGCUCUGUGAACAGAACCAACUGCCUCUCAGUUGGAUGACCAAUCCUCAGAGGAACCUUCCAGCCUGAUCUCCAAGUUGCUCCCACGUCCAGGACUCCAGGUUUGAUGCUUCAGCUCUGGAAUCCCCUUUGGGACUCUGAAAUCCCAAGCUCUUUGCUACUGGGUGGUGCGAACGUGAACUCCAGGAUUCUGAAUACGGGCGCAGGCCUGCACGAACUCUCCUCUGGCCCUGUGGUUUGUGCCUUCUGGGGUUGGCUCUGUCAUGAAGAGACCUUGGCCCAUCUGAGCUCUCUGCUCUCUGUCCGUCUGAAGAGGCAGCCAAAACCAAGUGAGAUGCUGGAACCACAUUCAAAUGCGGGGAUAAUCUCGGGCAGGCUGCCUCUGAGGUAGAUGGGAGCUGUGCUGACCAAGGGUCCCCACAGCGGCCCAGCGGGGCCCACUGCUCCUCUGGUAGACUUAGUUCAGCACCAGGGAAGAUGUGACCCCCCUCCACAGAGCCAGGCCCAGCCUAAGGAAGCAUAGGGCCACCCCUUCAGAGAAUGCUGAGCCAAGGUCCCUAUCUCGGGGCAGUGGGGUUGAGACCCUGUACCAAGAAGGAGGGCACCUAGCUCCCCUAAGCUGAUCCUCCCGGAGUUCUGCGGGCUGUGACUAGGUGAAUCAGACCACAGGGGAUGGGAAGGAGAGAGGAGCGUCACUGGACUUGUCCAGCUCCAAACUGUCUCAGAUAUAAAGCGCUGGCCAAGGCCUGACAUAGCUCGCCAUAUUUGGGUCACACAGGAUGCAGGAAACUGGCCAGAAGUUUCCACAUCCUACCUGAACCACACUCUGCUGUUCUUGUCACAGGGCAAAAGUGGUACUCCUUCCUCCAAGGGCAGGGCUGGAUGCUGCUACUCUACUCUGUUGCCCCACCCCGUCCUCCAGUUUUUAUACAAGGCUCCUUGGCAUUGUGAGAUCCCCAUGGCAUAGUCUGAGAUGCACGAUAAAAUGGUUAUUUCUCUAGCUGGCAAUUUGUAGCUGUGACUUUU